AGGCUAUGGGGAUUUUACCUUUUUGCGGCCUUUACCUUUUUGCGGCCAGUGGCUCUCUCUGCUUUCAAAUUGGUUUUCCAUUUUGUUCACCAUUAACUCCUCGUACUCUCCGUUCUUCUUCUUCGCCUUCCUCCUCUCUUUCACACACGCACACACUCAACACCAGUUUCCGUAUAUAGACACACACAGAUAUAUAUAAACCAUCGAAACGCGAGUUACAUCUUGCACAAAGUAACCAACUUUUCUCAUUUUCCUUCUCGAAAACGGGUAAAGGAGAAUUGGAGAUAAGAUAAUACAACAGUCCCUGAAUUUCAAGAAGAGGAUAUCGAUUUCUCUUAAUUUUCCUUUGUUUUCCCCUUUCAAUUUUGCUUCCUUCGUUCUGCAAUUGAGGUGCUUCAUCUUUUAGUUUUUCGCUUAUGUAAUGCAUCAGAAAAAAUCUGAAGUACAGAUCGGAACAGAAAGCAGCGGCGUCUCUUCCGAUUUCAACCCGACCCCACCUCUCCCGCCGUCUUCGCUUACCCAGAAACACCCACACCUUUCCCAAAAUUCCCAUCCUUGUCCGCCUCCUCCGUCCGGCCUCAACCCCUCCCUUCAGAUCCUCAUCAACGAAGAGAACCAGCAGCAGCUGGACCAGAAUGACCCUUUUGCCCUCAAGCCGCCGACCCCUUUCAAGCGACCCCAUCUCCAGCAGCAAUUCUCCAGUUCCCUUCCCAAGACGCCGACUUUAUCCAAUGCCCUCCAUAGAUACAGCGGCCUUCCCUCACCAAAUCCACCUCCAAAAUUCAAUAUUUUCUACAAUCGGUCGCAGAAAUUCUUGACCCAUUUCCACCACCACCUCCGCCACUUGCGCCGCCGCCUUCGUGUCCACCUCCGCCUCAUCCUUCUACUCAGCCUUCCGUUCUUCUACUUUCUGGUCUCUCACCCAUCCAGCUCUUUCUUGCUUGAUUUCCUGUCUGCUUUUGCCUUCUCGGCCGUGCUUUUGUUCUCUUUGAACUUGGCCAUCCCACGGCUUCCCACUAUAAGGUUGUUCCUUUCCAGGUCAUUGCCGAUCAAGGUUAGUGCAAAGGAUCACGCGAGCCGGCCACAUUUGCCGGUGUUUUGGUCUAUUGGGUCUCGUCAGAAGGCGGAUAAGAAAGUGAUCUCAGGGUGUUAUGUACAGGCGUAUAGCAAUGGGGAUGUGUACGAGGGUGAGUUUCAUAAGGGGAAAUGUAGUGGGAGUGGGGUGUAUUACUAUUAUAUGAGUGGUAGGUAUGAAGGGGAUUGGGUGGAUGGUAAGUAUGAUGGAUUCGGGGUUGAAACGUGGGCAAGGGGUAGCCGAUAUAGAGGACAAUAUAGGCAGGGUCUUAGGCAUGGUUUUGGGGUUUAUCGGUUUUAUACAGGGGAUGUUUAUGCUGGGGAAUGGUCUAGUGGACAGAGCCAUGGUUGUGGGAUCCACACCUGCGAGGAUGGAAGUCGAUAUGUGGGAGAGUUUAAGUGGGGUGUUAAACAUGGUCUCGGGCACUACCACUUCAGGGAGUACUUCAAGAAUCUGUUAUUCAUAGACAUUGAUAUCUUACAAUAUCCUUGUGUCUGUGGUCUACCUUAUGGAGAUAACUUGCCUCACUUGUGCUUUAGCUGUUUAUAUUAUUCUGUGAAGCCUAGGUGUUUAGUUUGUUCUUUGUUGUAUACAUGGUAUGAGGUUGAAUGUUCUGCAGCUGCAAACUUUAGCAGGAAUGGGGACAGAUAUGCUGGAGAAUAUUUUGCUGAUAAAAUGCACGGAUUUGGAGUGUAUUAUUUUGCAAAUGGACACCGUUAUGAAGGGGCAUGGCAUGAAGGUAGAAGACAGGGACUUGGGAUGUACACUUUCAGAAAUGGUGAAACGCAAUCUGGUCAUUGGCAAAAUGGAAUUCUUGAUGUCCCAAGCACACAGGGCACUGUCUUUCCUGUUUCUCCUGUUGCUGUCAACCACUCCAAAGUGCUUAAUGGAGUACAGGUGAAUGAUUUUCUUCAGAAAUUCUACUAUUCUUGCGUCGUCCAUGAAGCUCGACGGGCGGCAGAGAAAGCAUAUGAGGUGGCAAAGGUGGAUGAGAGAGUCAACAGAGCAGUUGCAGCCGCCAACCGAUCCGCUAAUGCUGCCAGAGUUGCGGCUGUGAAGGCCGUGCAAAAGCAAAUGCAUCACAGAACCAAUAGUGACGAUAUCCCAACUCCUGUUGUGCGAUAAUGCUUGCAAAUUGAAUACCAAAAUCCAAUAGCAGAAAGAGAGAUGUUUGCAGCUAUGUGCAUUGCAAAUUGAAUACUACCAAAAUCCAAUAGCAGAAAGAGAGAUGUUUGCAGCUUU
Striga asiatica is the source of this 2317-nucleotide messenger RNA. NCBI's taxonomy places the organism in Eukaryota, Viridiplantae, Streptophyta, Magnoliopsida, Lamiales, Orobanchaceae. The record is from the annotation of a GenBank genome assembly.